UUAUAACCCACCCCGAAAUCCCCUUAAUCACCCCACCCGCUUGUAGAGGGUUAUUACUUUAUUUGACAGAGAAAAAAAAAAAGCAAUAAAAUCCCAGAGUUCAAAAAUGGCAGAAGAUUCAGAAAAGAGAUUUCACAGUAUCAUGGACAAACUCUUUCACUCUCCUAAAUCUAAUCUCCCUCUUUCAUCAAGUUCAUCAAGUGGACAGAAAAUGAGAGGGCAGAAGCGCCCCUUUUCAGCAACGGAAUCGAAUUUCAAAGGGGAUAAAGGUGAAGGUCAAUAUGCAGCUCAAGCACCACCAUGUAGACCUUGGAAUAGGGAAGAUCUUAUGAGGAGGUUAGCUACAUUCAAAUCCAUGAGAUGGUUUGCUAAACCCAAGGCUGUGGAUGCUGUGAAUUGUGCAAGGAGAGGUUGGGUUAAUGUAGAUUUCGACAUCUUAGCCUGUGAAAUUUGCGGAGCACGUCUACAAUUUUCUACUCCUUCAGCUUGGAACCAGCAACAAGUUGAGAAGGCAGCUUUAGUUUUUAGCUUGAAGUUGGAGUCUGGACACAAGCUGCUUUGUCCAUGGAUUGACAAUGCUUGUGAUGCAAAGUUGGCAUUAUUUCCACCUAUGCCUGCACCUGUGUUGGUUGAUCACUAUAAAGAGCGUUCUUCUGCAUUGUUGCAACUUUCAGCUCUUCCUGUAAUACCAGCUUCAGUUGUUGAGAGCAUGAGAAGCUCUCAGUUGAAACACUUUCUCAAACAGUCAAUAGCUGUGGAAUGUGGUUCAGCACCUAAUGAUUCAUGUUGGACAGAGUAUCUCGGGAAUGAUGCUGAAGUUGUUUCUGCUGACUUGUACUAUCAGGCUCAUAGGUUAUUAAGUUUAUGUGGAUGGGAACCUCGAUUGCUUCCUUACAUGGUUGAUUGUGAGGACCAGCCUAAACUGUCUGGUAGCAAUGACAACACCUCCAACUUGUCUCACGCAGCAGCUGAUGAGCAGAGCAAUAGGCUGUCUGUGUCCAUGUCUGGUUCCAAUGAAAGCAUUAGGGAAGACGGCGAUCCUGGGGCUUCCAGUUUCUAUUAUGAUCCUAAUUCUACUGUAUUGGAUUGCAAGCUUUGUGGGGCAAGCAUUGGGUUAUGGGCCUUUGCAACAGUUCCUCGGCCCCUAGAAUUGGUUAAAGUAGUUGGUCAAGCUGAUAUUGGUGGUGGAAGCAAUCUUGGCAGCAAGACAUCUGCAAUUGAAAAUCAUGCCAACAAUGGUAAAAGUGAUGUUUCUGCUGCAAAUGGAGAAGCUGCAUCACCGAGGAAAACAGUGUUGAAUUUGACAAUUGCUGGUGGACCUCCUCCAACUAGACAGAACUUCAGGGCAACAAUCUCCUUACCUGUUAUUGGUCGUAAUGUAAGGACUCGACUUUCUUACAUGUCAUCAGAUGUAAGUACUGGUGAAGAGGAACCUAUAGCUUUUAAUGCCAUUAUGGACGGUUUAACCAAGGACAAGCAAAAUGAAGAGACAAACUCUGGUGUAAGUAGUUCUGAGCCACAAGAUAACACACCUUCAACUGCCGAUAUUGCCAAAUCACAGGAGAUGAUUGUAGAUAGUACGGCAUUGAGGAAGGAAACAUUAAGCUUAACUAGUGGUGAACAGAACGAGAAUGAAGUAAGAGACAUUGCAACGACUACUUCACAAAAGGACAUGGCAACAUUGAGUGUUGAUGAGGAUAUAAGCCGGCAAUCACCCAAUAAGAAGAUGGAGUUUCAUCCAAUAAGGCAGCACCGGCACUUUUGCCCUUGGGUUGCAUCCACAGGGACUGUUUCCCCAGGAUGGCAACAAACUUUGUCAGCUCUGCAGAAAGAAAAAGUGUUUACAGUUCCAGAAUUGGAGGGUUCUCCUUCUUCUCCAUCUCCAUCUCUUAUCAUGGUUGAUGAUCCAAUUACGUCUAUUAGAAAACUCUUUGAGUCUCCACCAGCUAAAAGACCGAAACAUGCUUCAAAAUAAUAUUUACAGUUUGACCAAGAUAGCUGAUGCUGCUGGAUGAUCUCCAAGACAUACAUCUAUUUCUGACCUUUACUAUGAUGUAGUAGGUAAAUGCAUCUUCCUGCAUCAAUUUUAGCAGGCCACAAUUCGUGAUUAUCACUUUUGAGUAAGGACGGUUGAAACCCCUCUCAGCCACUACAGCUCUCUUGUCACCAAUCAACUUCGCCACCCUGAAAUUUGUAGAACCAGGCAAGUUUUGUUAGUAAAGACUAGUAUGAUGUAAGACAAACAGUUCGGAAAACUAAUUGCUGAAAUUUAUAGUGAAAUCAACCCCCCCCCCCCCCAUGCUGUGUGUGUGGGUUCCUUUUGUUGA
Chenopodium quinoa (quinoa) is the source of this 2327-nucleotide messenger RNA. RefSeq lists its product as uncharacterized. The transcript is spliced from 9 exons. The record is from RefSeq and is a predicted model, not a curated record. Gene Ontology annotation, cellular component: nucleus. Bases 107 to 1975 code for a protein of 622 amino acids. Gene Ontology annotation, molecular function: zinc ion binding. NCBI's taxonomy places the organism in Eukaryota, Viridiplantae, Streptophyta, Magnoliopsida, Caryophyllales, Amaranthaceae.